Molecule: messenger RNA, 1871 nt
Organism: Drosophila hydei
Lineage: Eukaryota; Metazoa; Arthropoda; Insecta; Diptera; Drosophilidae
Gene: Spt3
Product: transcription initiation protein SPT3 homolog
Exons: 2
Coding region: 409-1560 (383 amino acids)
Biological process (GO): transcription by RNA polymerase II
Molecular function (GO): protein heterodimerization activity; transcription coactivator activity
Source: RefSeq, a predicted model, not a curated record
AAAAUGGUGGUGCGCGACAAUCGAUUAUAGAUUAUAUUUGGGGCGAUAGCAGAAGUUCCGAUAAAUGAUUAUUGAACUAAUUAUAUUCAGAUUUUUCGUUCAUUAUAAAAUACUACAUUAUGUUGGAUGACAUGUGAUGUUUUUUAUGUGUCAAUAAUCUAUGGCUUCAGUGAAUUUCUAUGCAGAUCCGUGACAGUAAAUUUGAACUUAAUACUUUAAAGUCACUUUUACGUAUUUACCCACUGUGCUCACUUAUUUUGGUUUAUUGUUGCAUCCCUCGUGCAUACCUAAAUAUGAACUAGUGAGUCUUAUACUGUUUCGUAGCUCAUUUUUCUUAUACCAUGUUUAUACACAAUCUUGUGUGGCAAGAGGAUUUACUAUCAGUAAAUUAAUUGAUUUGGCCAAAUAAUGAAUUAUCAAGCAAAGCGCGUUAUGCGCCAAAACUCUGUAUCCAUUGCGGCCAGUGAUAUUGUCGGCGUCGCUUCACCAGUUAUGGCAUCAACACCAUCUGCACCCAGCACCCCUCAGUUGCCGAAUCUCGACGACAACAAACCUGUGCACGUUCAUCGUCAAGUUAUACUGGUCCAGGGCGGAAACGUGCCGCAAGCCCAACAUCAGCAGCUGCAAUCAGUAGCAACUGCAACUCCUAACCAAAAUCAAAAUGCAAGCAUGACAGCCGUUCAAGUUGCGGAUGAUGCACCUGUCUCGCUGCUAACUGAAAUUGCGGACAUAAUGCGAAGCUUUGGGGACAGCGAUCAGCCACGAAUUGCUAGCGUGAAGCUUGUAGAACAGAUACUACAGCAGCAGCUACGUGGGAUCUUCAACGAAGCCUCAUUGGUGGCUAUGCGCCGGAAACAGAAUCCCUGUCCGUCGCAAGCGGACUUUGAGUUCCUGAUGCGCAACCAUCCCGUGAAAAUAGCGCGAAUGCGAAAACACUUAAAGGACAUGCGGAUAUUGAAGCGCUUUCUUAGCAUACGUACUGGUAGGCCGCAGGACUUUAUGGACGAUCUAGAGCAGCCAGAGGAGGACGAAGAGCUAGCCAUUGAGGUGCAAGAACUGCAUGACGAAGAUCGAAUGCGUCGUCUGUUUCGCGCCGAUCGCAUUUCACAAAUACUCACAGGCCAGCAGUAUCAGGAAUUUAAUGAAGCCCGAAAAACGUCGUUCUACUGUCGACAUGGCGAAAAGAUCAAGAAUAAGUUUAGAAGAUUUCUGGAUUUACCCGCUGAUCUGCGUAUACCGACGCCAACGAUGAAUAUUCUGGCCUACCUGGCCCACGAGACCAUUGCGGCAAUUGUGGACUACUCGAUACUGACCCGAUUGAACUCGGAUAACCGAGUCACAGAGCCAUACAGCCGCGUUACUUCUGCCGGCGGCAGUCCAUCCAUGAUGCAUGUCUGCCCAGAGGUGACACAGGGUCGCGGCAUGGAGGUGGUCAAGCCCAUAAGCGUGCAGGAAAUACACGAAGCAAUGCGCAGGUUUCGACAAAUGAGCAAUCGCAAAAUUGGACGUUAUCGCAAUUCCUGCGACAUUGAUUUUAGACGUAGCUUUCUGGCCAUUUAACUGUAGUUAGGAUAGGAUAGAUAUAUCAUUAGAGAAGUUUGUAACUGUUUGCAAAAUAUAAUACAAUAUCAAAAAUUUGCAUGCAAGCUGUUAUAGUUAUAUGAUUACAAUUAUGGCUAGAACUAAUGGUCAGGCAACUAGGAAAAGAGAAGAAAAUAUAUAUUUGUAUAGCUAUAGUGCUGCGGCGCUACUAGUCAGAGUAUAUAAAAUGUGUAAUAGCUAGACUUUUAUUCUGUUAAAGAAGUUAGUUGAGCUCAUUGCUCUUUGAUGAAAAAUAAUUAGAAUGUGUUCAACUUAACAAGAGAUUGUAG